Molecule: messenger RNA, 3056 nt
Organism: Coturnix japonica (Japanese quail)
Lineage: Eukaryota; Metazoa; Chordata; Aves; Galliformes; Phasianidae
Source: RefSeq, a predicted model, not a curated record
AUGCAUGGGACAGAAGUGUACUUGGAAAAUGAAUGGAGCUGGGACAGCACAAGCAGGCUUCCACAUUUGCUGGGGAAGGUGGGGCAAGAAAUUAAAGUAGGAUGCAGGGUAAUUAAUGUUUCCAGUCAUCAGUGAGCAACUCAAAUCUCCAUGACUGAAUUAAAUACAAAGAAGAGUCAGAAAAAAACCUGUGCCCUGGAAAAAUUGGACUGUUGGUACAACUUUACAUUAGUCCAGCCGGUCUUUGUGGUCUGUCUCUGGGCCCAAAACAGCUUGGGGCUGUCGUUUAAAUUCAAGAUUGUCACCGUGAUGCAUUCACUUGCUGCCCUUAAGGUCCUGAGGUGCCACUUUUUGGCCUGGCGUGCGGCCCAAUAUGCUGAAGUGGGGAACCAAGUAAAAUUAGAAAUUAGGUACUCUCAAGAAAGUGUAACUGAUGCAAAGCAAAUUAAUGGCACCACUGUGACUCUCACUGCUCCUAAUGGCCGUAAGUGGGUUGUGUCCGUAAAUUGCCUUCCCCAGAGCAAAACGUUUAGUAGAUCUGAAUUAAACUCAGAGACAUCAUGGUACAGCCAGGAUUAUGGAUACUGUUCACGUCCACUGAAAAACCUCCGGGUGUGGUGUCAAGGAAAGUUGAGUGUAGAAAUGUCCCCUGAGCUUGGAGGAAAGUGGUCAAUAAGCGGCCCCGAAGGAUUUCAAAAAGAGUUUCCCAUCAUUGCUGUCUUGCGUCCCUUUGUUUCCAAAAUAGGCCCAUACGUAGUCAAGCAAAAUCACAUCCAAGAGCUGCUGACCAGCCCUGUGCGAUCACUGAAGAAGGUGGUGCUGUCCCUGUCCACUGCCAACAUUUCAUCCAUCAGACCGCACUGUGCUCCCUUCCUGUCCACCCUCUACACCGGCUGGCUGGCUUGGCUUCAUAGCCGCUCCAUGCAGGAGACCCGUGCCAGGAGAGACCUCCUGGCCACAGCCCUGGGUGGGGGAAGUGCUGGGCUGGGAGUGCUCAACACCAUGAACGUUGAGGUGUUGGCCAACAAGUUGGAGGCUGUCACCUCAGGUGUGCAGGGCCUCCUCACCCCCCUGAAUUCAUCCCUGGCCAGCCUGGGGAUGGGGCAGUGGCUUGUGUCUGAGGUGCUGCCUACCUGGGAACAAGUAAGUGAGAAAGACCACCAGGUGCUGUUGCAAGCGCUGGGAAUCGAGCAAAAUAAUGUCUCCCUUGCUCUCAGUUGCAUCCAGGCCCAGAUGUGGGUGCAGAGCGUCGUUGCAGGGAUCCUGAGGGAUGGCGACAAUGGCAUCCUCCCCACCGAGAUCCGAAAGAUCGUGUGGGACGCAGCCACGGAGAAGGAGCGGCAGCUCCAAGCCUGGUGGAGGCUGGUGAACUUCACCCACGACCAGGCCCUCAACUCAGUCAUCGCACACGUCCUCACCGUGGUGGAUGCCCGCAUCGAAAAGGUCUACCCCAUCGUGGCCCUGGGGAUUAACACUAACGGGUCUGUGGUUUAUCCCCUGGACCACCGGAUGUGGGCGAGAGUAUCAGACAGAAAAUGGCAAUCUGUAGAUUUGGAAGCCUGCAUUUUGGAACGGGGGUUGGGAUUCAUAUGCGAAGAUGAUGCCCUUAAGGCGAGCGAUGUUUGCUUUGAUACCAGCGAGGGGGUGUGCCAUUUUGAGAUCAAUCCUCGCAGCAAUAACAAAACCGUGUUAGUUUACGUAGGGAAAGGGUGUGUGUGCUUUAGAACAGCGUGUAAAUACGUGCAAAUUAAUGACAUCUACAAUCAGACCGUAUUCAAUGAUUCAAAUAUGUGUGCUUGCAAUGUAGCUAUUAUUAGAGGCUGUGAUUUUGUGUAUAAGCCACCAGUUUUUACUAGCCAAUUGCUAAUCAGAAACUAUAGCCUGUAUCGUAGUAUAACCCCGACCCCAAUAGGUAUGGAUUUGUCAUUAGUAAAGGAAAUGUUAGAGCAUGCAAAUUUACAACAGCUAUUAGAAAACGCUAAGGCAGAAGCUAAGAAGAUCUUAAUAACUGUACAUCACGAUGGUAACGUUAUAAAGCAGGUAGUGGAACGGAUUAAGAGCGCGGGAGAGCACCACUGGUGGGAAAUUUUCUUUGGCUGGUCCCCAACAGCGACCGGCAUCUUCAACGCGCUCCUGCAUCCUGUUGUAAUCAUACUGCUAAUGCAAAUCUGUGUGUGCUUUGCCAUGGUUGCUACUUGUUACUGGAUAAGGAAGGUGAGGCUCUGCAUUGAGAGCCAGGUGAAGGGACUGGAGAUAGCCAAGCGCCUCCUACCAUAGUCAAGGGCAAGACUGGGUUGGCCUCUGUGUUUGCCACCAAGAAGAACCUUUAGCUCCGCUGCUGGCUGCAACCCAGUAGGCGUUGAGCGGUGGGGACACAAGCCAUACCAGACCUUGAUGUGAGAGGGUUACCUCUGCUGUUACAAGAGAGCCAUCCAGGAGCAGAGGGCAGGCCGUGCAGCCUGCAGGUGGUGUGAACCACAGUAUGGUUGAGGUUGGAAGGGGCCUCUUGAGGUACAUGGCCCAAUCUGCCUGUUCAGAGCAAGGCUACCUAGAGCAGAUUAUCUAGAACUGUGUCCAGCUGGAUUUUGACUGUAGAGACUCCACAACUUCUCUGGGCAACCUGUUCCAGUACUUGAUUACCUACUCAGUAAGAAAGUAACUUCUCUCUGAAUAUCUCACUCCCAAAUGUUAAUGACAAAAGCUGCUUUUGUGUGGUUUAAGACUCCUUAAGCAGAGGAGAUUACGGACAGUGCUUCUGGAAGGAUACAGAAGGGAAUGUAACACCUGAGUGUGGAAAAGCAGACACUGAAGAUGGCAGAGGUAUUAUCAGCCUCAGAGACUUGGAAAGCUGAUAAAGGAGCAGAACAAAGGAUCGUGUGAUCACCUUGGACUUAAAGGAGCUGAAUCCACAUGGACUUUUGCAGCAGCCUUCUCUGGGUUCCCAAGACUCCCAAGACGCCUGGCCAACGGAUUGGUGAGAUCUUGGAGCCUGGACAUCACCGCUUUGCUUUGCUUAGUUGUGCGUGUAACCAAUAAAAUCUAUCUGUUAGAGGAUA